AUGACUCUUGAGGAACUGAUGGAGCAUCUGUUCCACCCAGACCGUUAUAACAAGAAGAUCAGGCCAGGAGCUAACGACGGGAAGUCCUCAGAAGUGGCUAUCGGUAUGUACGUCCACAGUCUGAGUGCUGUCAGUGAGCUGAAUAUGGAAUAUACCAUUGACAUGUACUUCCGCCAGUUCUGGAACGACCCUCGCCUGGCGUUCAAUCACUCGUAUGAGUACAUCACCUUGGAUUCGUUCUUUAGGUUCAGCAUAUGGCUACCAGACCCCUACUUCAUGAACAGCAAGGAUGAACACUUUCACACAGUUACAGUGCCUAAUAUUAUGAUCAGGAUUGAUGGCAAUGGCGACGUCUUCUACAGCCAAAGGUUCAGUGUGACAUUAUCCUGUGAUAUAGACCUCUUGGCUGCAGGCUCAAUGUGA
Molecule: messenger RNA, 423 nt
Organism: Liolophura sinensis
Lineage: Eukaryota; Metazoa; Mollusca; Polyplacophora; Chitonida; Chitonidae
Product: gamma-aminobutyric acid receptor subunit delta-like
Exons: 4
Coding region: 1-423 (140 amino acids)
Biological process (GO): monoatomic ion transmembrane transport
Cellular component (GO): membrane
Molecular function (GO): transmembrane signaling receptor activity; extracellular ligand-gated monoatomic ion channel activity
Source: RefSeq, a predicted model, not a curated record